Messenger RNA from Lutra lutra (Eurasian river otter), 2670 nucleotides. It is a transcript of the gene ATF6B, whose product is annotated as activating transcription factor 6 beta. Gene Ontology annotation, cellular component: nucleus. Lineage: Eukaryota; Metazoa; Chordata; Mammalia; Carnivora; Mustelidae. The transcript has 18 exons. The record is from RefSeq and is a predicted model, not a curated record. Gene Ontology annotation, molecular function: DNA-binding transcription factor activity, RNA polymerase II-specific; RNA polymerase II cis-regulatory region sequence-specific DNA binding. Gene Ontology annotation, biological process: endoplasmic reticulum unfolded protein response; regulation of transcription by RNA polymerase II. Bases 35 to 2191 code for a protein of 718 amino acids.
UCCCCCCUUUUUUUUAAGAUCAACUGAUUAGUUGAUGAUGGGGAGAGGCGGGCCUUGGGAACGGUCUCAUGGUGGGGGGCGGGCGGGAAAGAUGGCGGAACUGAUGCUCCUCAGCGAGAUUGCGGACCCAACACGUUUUUUCACGGACAACUUGCUGAGCCCGGAGGACUGGGACAGCACCUUGUACACUGGCCUGGAUGAUGUGGCCGAGGAGCAGACGCAGCUCUUCCGCUGCCCAGAGCAGGAUGUCCCGUUUGGCAGCAGCUCCCUGGAUGUGGGGAUGGAUGUCAGCCCCCCUGAGCCACCUUGGGACCCCCUGCCUAUCUUCCCAGAUCUUCAGGUGAAGUCUGAGCCAUCUUCCCCCUGCUCCUCUUCCUCCCUCAGUUCCGAAUCAUCCCAUCUUUCCACAGAGCCCUCCAGCCAGGUCUCUGGUGUAGGGGAGGUGCUGGUUGUGAAGACAGAGUCCUUGGCGCCCCCACUUUGCCUCCUAGGAGAUGAUCCAACAUCCCCAUUUGAAACUGUCCAGAUCAAUGUGGGUCCCACCUCUGAUGACCCCUCAGAUGUCCAGACCAAGGUAGAACCUGUCUCUCCAUCUUCCUCCAUCAAUUCUGAGGCUUCCCUGCUCUCAGCAGAGUCCCCCAACCAGGCUUUUAUAGGAGAGGAGGUACUGGAAGUGAAGACAGAGUCACCGUCCCCUCAAGGCUGUCUCUUGCAGGAUGUCCUGGGCCCCCCACUUGGAGGUGUCCAGAUCAGCAUGGGCCCACCCUCCGAUGGCUCCUUAGGCAAAGCCCUGCCCACCCGGAAGCCACCCCUGCAGCCCAAACCUGUGGUGAUAACCACCGUCCCGAUGCCACCCAGAGCUGUGCCUCCCAGCACCACCAUCCUUUUGCAGCCCCUUGUCCAGCCGCCCCCAGUCUCCCCAGUUGUCCUCAUCCAAGGUGCUCUUCGGGUCCAGCCUGAGGGGCCGGCCCCCCCUGCUCCAAGGCCUGAGAGGAAGAGCAUUGUUCCAGCUCCUAUGCCUGGGAAUUCCUGCCCACCAGAAGUGGAUGCAAAGCUGCUGAAGCGGCAGCAGCGAAUGAUCAAGAACCGGGAGUCGGCCUGCCAGUCCAGGAGGAAGAAGAAAGAGUAUCUGCAGGGGUUGGAGGCUCGACUGCAGGCGGUGCUGGCUGACAACCAGCAGCUCCGCCGGGAGAACGCUGCCCUCCGGCGGCGGCUGGAGGCCCUGUUGGCUGAGAACAGCGAGCUCAAGUUGGGGUCUGGAAACAGGAAGGUGGUCUGCAUUAUGGUCUUCCUUCUCUUCAUUGCCUUCAACUUUGGACCUGUCAGCAUCAGUGAGCCUCCUCCGGCUCCUGUCUCUCCUCGGAUGAGCAGAGAGGAGCCUCAGCCCCGGAGACACUUGCUGGAGUUCUCAAUGCAAGAGCCAGUUCAGGGAGUUGAACCCCUCCAGGGUUCCUCCCUGGGUCCUGAGGAGCCCCAGCCCAGCGCUCCAGGCCAGCCAAGUUUCAGAAACCUGACAGCCUUCCCCGGGGGUGCCAAGGAGCUACUGCUGAGAGACCUGGACCAGCUCUUCCUCUCCUCUGAUUGCCGGCAUUUCAACCGGACCGAGUCCCUGAGGCUUGCUGAUGAGCUGAGCGGCUGGGUCCAGCGCCACCAGAGAGGCCGGCGGAAGAUUCCCCAGAGAGCCCAGGAGAGACAGAAGUCUCAGCUGCGGAAGUCACCUCCAGUUAAGGCAGUCCCCACCCAACCUCCUGGGCCCCCAGAGAGGGAUUCUGUGGGCCAGCUGCAGCUGUAUCGCCACCCAGACCGUUCGCAGCCAGAGUUCCUGGACGCCAUUGACCGACGAGAAGACACAUUUUAUGUUGUGUCCUUCCGAAGAGACCACUUGCUGCUCCCUGCCAUCAGCCAUAACAAGACCUCUCGGCCCAAGAUGUCCCUGGUGAUGCCUGCCAUGGCUCCCAAUGAGACCCUGUCAGGCCGGGGGUCCCCAGGGGACUAUGAGGAGAUGAUGCAGAUCGAGUGUGAGGUCAUGGACACCAGGGUGAUUCACAUCAAGACCUCCACGGUGCCCCCCUCGCUCCGAAAACAGCCAGCCUCCACCCCGGGCAAUUCCACAGGUGGCCCCUUGCCAGCUUCUGCAGCCGGCCAGGCCCGUCAGGCCUCCCACCAGCCUCUCUACCUCAAUCACCCCUGACCUCUGCAACUCACACUGACUUAGAGCUGGGGGGUGGUGGGAGGUGGGGGCAACCAAGUGGGGUUUUCCAAGUUCUCUGAUCCCUGGGCUUGGGGCAAUUGGUAAAGGAAAGACAGGGUGUGGGGUUAAGCACUUAUUUGGGGAUGAGUGUGUUCACCUCUCCUCUUACCCACUUUUAGGAAUAUAGGGCUUCUCUCAUUUCUCUGAACCCCUAAUUCCUGCUUCUCUGUUUGAGGGUAUUGAGUAAGAUGAAGUUUGGGGCUGGGUGGCCGCCUACACACUCUUUAUUCUUUUGUUUCUCUGUUUUGGGGAGGGUGGUAGAGGUGGGAAUUAAGUCCCCAGGAGGGACGAGGGACAUUUUUACAUUUUGGAGCUAGUCACUGGGAGUAAAGGAGGGGUGGUGGUGGGAGAUCAGGUGUAUGUAUAUGUACUAUCUUCUUUUUUAUUAUUAAAUAAACAACUUGGAGGGAGUUGAAGGA